AUUGCAAAUAGGACUUCUAAUCUCGCUUUUGACGAACGCUGCAAGCAUGACGAGCGCUUUCAGUUCCUUCGACCUGUCAACGGUUACAUUACCGGAGAACAGGCGAGGGACUUUUUCACUCAGUCAAAACUGCCAACUUCUGUUCUCGCCAAGAUCUGGGCUCUGGCUGACAUCACAGCUGAUGGCAAGCUGGAUAAGAAGGAGUUUUCCAUUGCAAUGUUUCUUAUUAAAAAGUGUAUUGAGGGUGGUACACUGCCAAUGCAACUGCCUCCUUCUCUGUUGCAAGAGCCUCAGCGUUUCAUUCCAUCUUCGUCGCACAACGUUCUGACCUCCACGACGGUGGCCAAGUCAAACAGUAGUUCUGGUACUGCUGAUUCAGGCGAAUGGAGUAUUUCGGCAACCUCGCGUCCCAAAUACAAGCUACAGUUUAAUCAAAAUGAUCGGAACAAGCGUGGCUAUCUGACGGGUGUGGAGGCGCGUGUUAAACUGUCCACUCUUCAUCCUUCUUUCCUUUCUGUAAGGAAUCUUGCCGACAUCGACAAGGAUGGUAACUUAACCUGUGACGAGUUUUGUAUUGCAGCCUACCUGAUCGAUCAGGUAUUGGCUGGACGAAAGCUGCCCACAACUCUACCUCCUUCGUUACUGCCUACGUCUUAUGUAGGUCUCUAUCUUGUCUGCUUCAUUUGCUUACUUUCACGUACCAUAAAUUCAUUUCCUGCAUAG
Molecule: messenger RNA, 723 nt
Organism: Mesocestoides corti
Lineage: Eukaryota; Metazoa; Platyhelminthes; Cestoda; Cyclophyllidea; Mesocestoididae
Source: the annotation of a GenBank genome assembly